Molecule: messenger RNA, 342 nt
Organism: Prorocentrum cordatum
Lineage: Eukaryota; Dinophyceae; Prorocentrales; Prorocentraceae
Source: the annotation of a GenBank genome assembly
GUCGACGAGACGGCCUCCUUCCGUCCUGCCGCCGCCUGCCAGCGCCCUGCCAAAGGCACGCAGGUCUCGGCUGGCGCGCCAAAGUACUCGCUGGUCACGACGCUGGCCGCGGUCGCGCUGGGGGUCGCGCUGGCGGACAGGGUGUUGCUGGUGUGGCUCCCUGAGCUGCUCCACGGGUGGCUCCACGAGUGGCUCCCCGACAAGCCUGGCGACCGCUGGCUGCAGCAGGAGGAGACGGAGCUCCCCGAGCGUCACGUGAAGGCACUGGACGCGACCCGGUGCCCAUCGCCAAGCCAGGUGCUACGGAUGGGACCCGGGCCGCAUGUGCUUGUGCCAAAAUAG